AUGGACACAUGUGUUUAUGAAAGAAGGGCAGAGAAAGCAUUAGACUCUGUAAACAAGACUUUGGGUAGUCAGAGUGAGGCGAUGAGCCAUUUGGUCGAGCAAUAUAGUAAAUCGGGAUACUCACGGAUAAACUUGUUGAAUUCGUUGGAACUACUUUUUCAAAGUAUUUUACGGGGAGGGAAAGUAGUAGUUUCGGGAAUUGGUAAAAGCUUCAAGAUAUCCAGCAAAUUAGUAGCAACACUAAAUUCGUUAUCUAUUCAAUCUGCGGCACUCCACGCAUCAGAAGGUUUACAUGGUGAUCUUGGAAUAAUACGGGACAACGAUACCUUGAUAUUUGUAACUGCAAGUGGGAACACACCUGAACUUUUGCAAUUAUUGCCCCAUAUCCCCAAGUCGAUUCCUAUUAUACUUUUGACGUGUAAUAGGAAUUCAAAAUUGUCCAAUCACCCUCAGGUUAAGUCUUUGCUAUAUGCUGAUUUACCUUCAAACUUGAAUGAGGAAUCGAUACAUGGUAUACCAGCACCAACAGUGUCGGCUACGCUAUCAAUGGUCUUAGCCGAUGCUACAAUAUUGGCAUUAUCUGAGAUGCUAGAAGAGGAUGCGUUGAAACGAAAGAAGUUAUUUUCCAUGAAGCAUCCCGGUGGAUCGAUUGGUGCUGAUUUGAGCCAUUUGAAUGAAAACUUUGUUAAGAUGGCUACAGGUGAUGUAGCUAGUAGUGGAAGAUCAUUUUCAUUAAAUACAAACUCAUCUUUAUUAAGCUUGAAUCAAUUGAGGAAGAGCUUCGAUAACAUGAAUAGUGAGUCAUCAAAUUUCAGUUCCUUGGUAGUAUCGGAUGAUGAAGAUAUGUUAGACUCAAAGGCUUUGAAAAAAAAUUCAGACGUUCAAAAUCUUAUAGUACCCUCAGAUCCUUCCAAGAGAGUAUCAAUAACGGAAGAUGAAUUAAAUUCGACUAGUUAUGUUACAGAGUCCAAGCUUUUGAAAUGGAUAACGCUAUACGAUUUUGUUGUAUGCUUAAAGGCAGACGAUACCCAUAUAGCAAGAGCAAUGUCGUGUGAUCAGAUAAGGGAAUUAUAUAGAAGUGAAAUCGGCGAUGAUGACUGCAAAGAUGAAAUUUGGGAACUGUUUCAUUUGAAAUUGGUAACAAGAUUCAAAGAAGUUCAACUUUAA
Molecule: messenger RNA, 1167 nt
Organism: Debaryomyces hansenii CBS767
Lineage: Eukaryota; Fungi; Ascomycota; Pichiomycetes; Serinales; Debaryomycetaceae
Exons: 1
Coding region: 1-1167 (388 amino acids)
Biological process (GO): carbohydrate derivative metabolic process
Molecular function (GO): carbohydrate derivative binding
Source: RefSeq, a predicted model, not a curated record